This is a messenger RNA of Vicia faba (fava bean), 630 nucleotides long. Lineage: Eukaryota; Viridiplantae; Streptophyta; Magnoliopsida; Fabales; Fabaceae. The record is from the annotation of a GenBank genome assembly.
AUGGAAGACGAGAAAACUAAGUUUUCAUCUUUCUCACCAUUCUCUAGGAACGAAUUCUUAGAAGAGAAUCCUCACACCAUCAGCCUAAACAAAGUGGUGCCAACACCAUCACUUGAACAACCUUCCUCAAUUGAAGUUUUUGAGCUCUCUGAAGAGUCAACGAUGGACAAUCCUCCGUCCACCCAUAGAAAAUACCAGGGUAGACCUUCGGGGUCUAGGAAUAAACCCAAACCACCCAUGGUUAUAAUGGAAAAUUCAAUUGCUGACGUGCAAAACGUUGUCCUCGAGAUUCCUAUCGGAAAUGAUGUUGUGGAUUCCAUAAUCUACUUUGCUAGGAGUCAUGAAGCUAGCAUAGUUGUGAUGAAGGGUUCUGGACUUGUAUCCGACAUUACUCUUCUCCAACCAAAUUCUCGUAUCCCGGCUUUCCAAUUAGAUGGUCCAUUUAAUGUGUUAUCUCUAGCGGCUAUUCUUUUCAAGAGGCCUGGAUUUCAUAGGGUGGUCACCACUGAUGGGAAUGUUCAAUUAUUUGAAGAUGAUGACGUCUCAAUAAUUUAUGAUGGUGUUAAUGCUAGUGAUUAUGGUGGUGUUGAAGCCAGUGAAACUCAAUCAGAAAAUCAAGUUCUCCCUUAG